GCUCCGGGAAGGGAUAGUCGUGGGGGCGGGUGGUUGCCUGCUGAUUGCAGCCACGGGUCAUGUGACCGGAAGGGCUCCUGACGGACGCCGUCCCUCCUCGGCGCCGUCUGAGCGCCCGGCCCGACCCCGGCCAUGGGGUGCUGCUACAGCAGCGAGAACGAGGACUCGGACCAGGACCGAGAGGAACGGAAGCUGCUGCUGGAUCCUAGCAGCCCCCCUACCAAAGCCCUCAAUGGAGCUGAGCCCAACUACCACAGCCUGCCUUCUGCUCGCACAGAUGAGCAGGCCCUGCUCUCCUCCAUUCUUGCCAAAACAGCCAGCAACAUCAUCGAUGUGUCUGCUGCAGACUCCCAGGGUAUGGAGCAGCAUGAGUACAUGGACCGGGCAAGGCAGUACAGCACUCGCCUGGCUGUGCUGAGCAGCAGCCUGACCCAUUGGAAGAAGCUGCCGCCACUGCCGUCUCUUACCAGCCAGCCCCACCAAGUGCUGGCCAGUGAGCCCAUCCCCUUCUCCGACUUGCAGCAGGUCUCCAGGAUAGCUGCUUAUGCCUACAGUGCACUUUCUCAGAUCCGCGUGGAUGCAAAAGAGGAGCUGGUUGUACAGUUUGGGAUUCCAUGAAGACAGAGGUCCUUGAACAGCUCUUCUUCUCUUCUCUUCACCCCGUCUCCACCCUGCCUCCCCUGGCCCCCAAGCCUCAGUGCGACUUACACAGUACCCUAACCUGCUACUAAUCACAGAGAAGUAUGUGGAGGAGGAGGAGAAGAGCGAGGCUAGAAGCCUGAGCAAGUGAGGAUAGAGCAAGGGAGGGUUAGAACCAUUUGGGACUGGCCUUCAAAGCCCUGGCCAGGGGUGGGGUGGGGGUCAAAAGGAUAGGGCCUGGGAGGUACCACUGUGAGGGUGAUCACUAGGGGGCCUGUGGAGGCCUUCUUCCCACUCUUUCUCUUGGCCUCACUCCUGUGCCCCUCUCCCUGACUUGGUGCUCAUAUGCACCUCACUAGGGUUUGUGACCAGCGUCUGGACGAGCUUGAAUUUGGAUGAAUUGAGUUUGUAUUUCUAAUACCCUGGGUUUUUACAUGGUUGGGGAUUUUUUUGGUUUUGUUUUGGUUUGUCUCCCUUGAUAAAGGAAAUGUAUUCAUCUGUG
Pteropus alecto (black flying fox) is the source of this 1141-nucleotide messenger RNA. RefSeq names its product late endosomal/lysosomal adaptor, MAPK and MTOR activator 1 (gene LAMTOR1). Gene Ontology annotation, cellular component: Ragulator complex; lysosome; late endosome membrane. Gene Ontology annotation, biological process: positive regulation of TOR signaling; lysosome organization; positive regulation of MAPK cascade. NCBI's taxonomy places the organism in Eukaryota, Metazoa, Chordata, Mammalia, Chiroptera, Pteropodidae. Bases 133 to 618 code for a protein of 161 amino acids. Gene Ontology annotation, molecular function: molecular adaptor activity; guanyl-nucleotide exchange factor activity. The record is from RefSeq and is a predicted model, not a curated record. The transcript has 5 exons.